Messenger RNA from Aspergillus welwitschiae, 1299 nucleotides. Its product is annotated as TatD family hydrolase. The record is from RefSeq and is a predicted model, not a curated record. Bases 148 to 1101 code for a protein of 317 amino acids. Gene Ontology annotation, molecular function: 3'-5'-DNA exonuclease activity. Lineage: Eukaryota; Fungi; Ascomycota; Eurotiomycetes; Eurotiales; Aspergillaceae. The transcript is spliced from 2 exons. Gene Ontology annotation, cellular component: cytosol.
CUCCAGCGAGAGCCACUCUCCACCAUUCCCCUUACGACGUUCAGAUAUACUAGUUCGAUUAUCAAAACCAUAAAAGCGCACUCUCUACACAAAACCAUAGAUACUGCAAGGCCCCCUAAGCAACAUCAGACAGCCAUCUCUGCAACAAUGGCGAUAGACUCCGAGCCCCUCCGCUUCGCCGAUGUAGCGGUAACCUACACGGCGGACCAAUUCCAAGGAAUCUACCGCGGCAAACAAUACCAUGCCCCGGACUUCGGAGAAGUUAUCCAGCGGGCCAAAGCCUACAACUGCGAGAAAAUGAUGUUGACGACCAUGAACCUGGAGGGUUUCCAUCGCAACCUGCAACUUGUCCGCGAGCAUCCAGAAACAUGCACCCUCACACUAGGCGUGCAUCCCUACCACGCGGCGGAAAUAUACACCUCUACCAACGAACCAUCCUAUCUCUCCCAGAUCCGCGAACUAGGCCAAUCCCUCCUGCGCGAGGAGAACUCCCCGCUCGUAGCAUUCGGCGAGAUCGGUCUGGACUACGAGUACCUCGACCGCGCGGACAAGGAGACGCAGAUUCGCGCUUUCAAGGAUCAACUCGAGCUCGCAGUGGAGUUCCAGCUCCCGCUGUUCCUGCAUGUUCGGGAAUCCUGUGCCGAUUUCAUCGAGAUCAUCCGUCCGUAUCUACCCCGGUUACCCAAGGGCGGGCUAGUUCAUUCCUUUACUGGCUCUGUGAGCGAGAUGCGGCAAUUGACUGAUGAGCUGGGACUAGAUGUCAGCGUGAACGGGGUAUGUUUCCGGACGGAGGAGCAACUGGAGAUGGUGAAGGCGAUUCCCCUGGACAAGUUGCAGUUGGAGACGGAUGCGCCGUGGUGCGAGGUGCUGAGUGCGGAUGAGAAGAUUGCACCGUUUCUACAGAAGGCGAGGGAGAUGCCGCCGGUUAGGAAACAUAAUAAGUUCAUUCUGGGACAGAUGGUGAAGAAUCGCAAUGAGAGCUGUUUUAUGGAGAGGGUGGCGAUGGUGGUUGCCGGGGUGAAGGGGAUUUCGGUGCAGGAGGUGGCUCAUGCGGCGUGGAAGAACAGUGUCAGGAUGUUUGGGUUGGGGGUACGACAGUAGAUCAGCUGCACCAGAAGAGAGAUGUGUUUGUAUAUAGAGCAGGAUGUGUAUAUACUUGAAGUCACUAGACAGGGACCACCGUAUAGACCCCUCCAGCGUCCGUCUGUAUGCCUCCCGUAUAUCUCUCCCCGUUGACUGUAAACUCCGAGCCACCCUGAACACGAAUUUCCAACAAGCUACCGCUUCGCGAGGUGAUUC